AUGCACCGCGAGGCCUCGGAGCCCGUGGCGGACGGCGGAGCGGAGGAGGACUGCGCGCGGGAGCCGGGCUUGGAGCCAGCCGAGGAGGAGUCGGCGGGUGACCACGGGAACGCAGGCCAAGGGGGCCGCAAGGAAGAAAUUAAUGAUCCUAAGGACACAUGCGUGGGUCCUUCGGACACUUCCUACCUCAGCAAGCAGAAACACAGUGGUGAUAGCUGGUCAGAGGGUCGCUUAGCACAGCAAAGAGAUGACAAAGAAGACCGUGGCCCCAGAAUGACUAAAAAUUUUCUGCAAAAACUGUGCAAGCAGCACAAGCUUUAUAUUACCCCAGCACUGAACGAUACACUGUAUUUACACUAUAAAGGCUUUGACCGCAUCGAGAACUUGGAAGAGUACACAGGGCUGCGUUGUCUCUGGCUGGAGUGCAACGGAAUACAGAAAAUCGAGAACCUAGAGGCCCAAAUGGAACUGCGAUGCCUCUUCUUGCAGGUGAACCUGCUCCAUAAGAUCGAGAACCUAGAACCUCUGCAGAAACUGGAUGCUCUCAACAUCAGCAGCAAUUACAUCAAGACCAUUGAAAACCUCUCCUGCCUGCCUGUCCUCAACACGCUCCAGAUGGCCCACAACCACUUAGAGACCGUGGAAGAUGUUCAGCAUCUCAAGGAAUGUUUGAAACUGUGUGUCCUUGACCUUUCCCACAACCAGCUGAGUGACCCAGAGAUCCUGAGCAUUCUCGAGAGCAUGCCCAACUUGCGUGUACUGAAUUUGAUGGGAAACCCAGUGAUUAGGAACAUCCCUAAUUAUCGAAGGACAGUCACUGUUCGACUAAAACAUUUAACAUACCUGGAUGAUAGACCAGUUUUUCCAAAGGACAGAGCCUGUGCAGAGGCCUGGGCACGAGGAGGGUACAAAGCUGAGCAGGAGGAGAGGCAGCAGUGGGAGAGCAGAGAGCGGACGAAGAUCACAGACAGCAUUGAGGCCUUAGCCGCAAUCAAGCGCCAGGCUGAGGAGAGGAAACAGCAGAAAGCAAGCCAAGAGCAAGGGGAGAUGCUCGCGCCAGACAGUGCUGGGGACUUGGGUGCCACUGUGGAAGGGGAGGAAGCGCCUGAAGAGGACAGAGAAAGGUGGCAGAAGACGGAGCUGUUUGUCAAGGAAAGCUUCGAGGCCAAGGACGAGCUAUUCCCAGAAAAGUCAGAAGAGUCGAGUCUCCCGGAGGAGCUGCCUGUGGAUGCUGACGGGGAGCCAGGAGGGGCGCUCCCUGCCAAGGCCCCGCCACUGAGCCCCGGAGCAGCCUGGGAAGAAUCAGCUCCCCAGACGGUGGCCACUGAAAGUGCAUCAGGUACAGAGCUCUGUGGAGCUGAAGAUUUGGAAGCCAUCAGACUGGAGACGAAGGAGCAGCUCUUCAUCGAUGACCUGCCUGACUUGGAAGACGUGGAUGCAGGCGGAUCUCCGGGAGACCAGCACAAGAAGAUGUGCUUUCCAAAGAUUACAGCCAUCUCGAGCCCGAGUGACGACAGUGACCCUGAACUAGACUACACCUCACUCCCAGUGCUGGGAAAUGCAUCCACAGACACCCUUUCCAGUAUAUUUGCAGUCUCCAAGGACACCUCCAGGAAGGCCGAGACGGAGACGCCCUUUACAGGCAUAUUUAAAGCAGCAGCAGAGAGGGACUUGGCAACCCGCAGGAGAGACACCAAGUCCCCUCGCCCACUGAUUCAGGAGCUGGACGAUGACGAGCCUUUAGGGCAACCACCCUGGCCCCCAGCCUGCCAAAGGGAAGCCGCGCCAGCCCCGUGCAGUGAGGACAGGCGUGGCGACCUGCUUCUGGCCUCCCCUCCAGGAAACAGCCCCGAAAAGGAUGAAGCCCAGUCUGAGGCGGAGCCUGAGGAGUGCCCGGAGCCCAGGGCCACAGAAGACCGGGACUGA
Lipotes vexillifer (Yangtze River dolphin) is the source of this 1926-nucleotide messenger RNA. It is a transcript of the gene DNAAF1, whose product is annotated as dynein axonemal assembly factor 1. Gene Ontology annotation, molecular function: protein binding; dynein complex binding. Lineage: Eukaryota; Metazoa; Chordata; Mammalia; Artiodactyla; Lipotidae. The transcript has 12 exons. The coding region runs from base 1 to 1926 and encodes 641 amino acids. Gene Ontology annotation, cellular component: axoneme. Gene Ontology annotation, biological process: axoneme assembly. The record is from RefSeq and is a predicted model, not a curated record.